AUGGAUGAGCAGCUUCGACUAAAAGUGUAUAGGUUGCUUGCGUACUCGGCUGUUAGCGUCGCAGUGCUAGCCUUUCUGUCCGUCAGUAUUUCUCUGCCGAUCGUCUAUAACUACAUUGAACAUGUGAAGCGGUCAACAAAACACGAGGUUCACUUUUGCAAGCAAUCUGCCGAGGACAUCCUCGACGAAAUUAAUCACAUCAGAAUGCUCCCUGCCAACCGUACAACUCGUCAGUCUGGCUACGGUCCAGGUGAUGCCGCUGUAGAAGCAGAUUUUGAGAGCACUUGUGAAUCAUGCUGCCUUCCUGGACCAGCCGGUGCUGAGGGGCCUCCAGGAAAACCGGGACGUCCUGGGAGACCAGGAGCACCCGGCUUCCCUGGCGCACCUGGUCGUCCACCACAAAAACCGUGUGAGCCAAUCACACCUCCGCCAUGUCGUCCUUGCCCACAAGGCCCGCCAGGCCCACCCGGACCACAAGGGCCUCCCGGAAGUCCCGGAGAAAUGGGUGAGCCAGGUGAACGUGGACGUGAUGGUGCACCGGGCCCUCCAGGGCCGAAAGGGCCACCAGGAGCCAUCGGGGCGCCUGGAGCACCUGGAAAAGCAGGUCCACCUGGAGACGAUGCAGUUUCUGAAGGCGUUAUUCCCGGACAACCAGGUCCACCCGGACCACCUGGUCCUGCAGGACCACCAGGAAUGGACGGUGCGCCGGGUGCACAAGGACCACCAGGGCCACCUGGGCCGAAAGGUCCCCCAGGUCCUCGAGGCGAAAUUGGAGAGCCAGGUCUUGAUGGACAACCUGGAAAAGAUGGAGCGCCUGGAAAAUCAGGAGAGGCAGGAAUCUGUCCGAAAUAUUGUGCGAUCGAUGGAGGAGUGUUUUUCGAAGAUGGCACUCGCCGAUAA
This is a messenger RNA of Haemonchus placei, 900 nucleotides long. The record is from the annotation of a GenBank genome assembly. Lineage: Eukaryota; Metazoa; Nematoda; Chromadorea; Rhabditida; Trichostrongylidae.